UAUACUUUCAUAAAUGUAAACAAAAAUGGUUUGUGAUAAAUGCGAAGCCAAAUUGUCGAAAAUUUCGGCACCAAAUCCAUGGAGGACCAGUACCGCACCAGCUGGUGGAAGGAAGAUUAACGAGAAUAAAGCUUUGUCCUCGGCUCGGGACAGGUAUAACCCAAUGGGAACUACCCUGGCGCCCUGCCGGAUAUGUCGCCAAAAAGUACACCAACUUGGUGCCCAUUAUUGUCAAGCCUGUGCCUACAAGAAAGCCAUCUGUGCCAUGUGCGGCAAGAAGAUCCUGAACACUAAAAACUAUAAGCAGAGCUCGACGUGAUGCAUUUUAUAAAAGGGGUUUUCUCUUAAUCCUAACCUAGGCAUAGAUAACAGCUUAAUUUUUACGUGCAGUACAACAAAUGCAUAUAUAGGUCAAGUCUC
This is a messenger RNA of Drosophila bipectinata, 420 nucleotides long. Its product is annotated as cysteine-rich PDZ-binding protein. NCBI's taxonomy places the organism in Eukaryota, Metazoa, Arthropoda, Insecta, Diptera, Drosophilidae. Gene Ontology annotation, biological process: cytoplasmic microtubule organization. The record is from RefSeq and is a predicted model, not a curated record. Gene Ontology annotation, molecular function: PDZ domain binding; microtubule binding. Gene Ontology annotation, cellular component: dendrite.